This is a messenger RNA of Striga hermonthica, 1036 nucleotides long. The record is from the annotation of a GenBank genome assembly. NCBI's taxonomy places the organism in Eukaryota, Viridiplantae, Streptophyta, Magnoliopsida, Lamiales, Orobanchaceae.
UAUCGUGCCCAUAGCUCUGUGCAGACAAUUCCAAAACCGUGCAGUAAACCGUGUGUCUCGGUCUGAUACGAUCGACACGGGUACUCCAUGGAGUCGGACUAUCUCUCGGAUAUAUAGUUUGGCAUACUCCUUCAGUUUCAUAGUCGUCUUCACUGGCAAAAAGUGUGCGGUCUUAGUCAGACGAUCCAUGAUAACCCAGAUGGAAUCAUUCCCACUCCUCGUCCUCGAAAGACCAACUACAAAGUCCAUCGUGACUUUCUCCCAUUUCCACUCGGGAAUCUCGAAUCCUGCUACCUCGACCACCUCUUCCGGUUCAGUCGAAAUAUUGCCGUCUGCCCUUGAAGCUGUUCCCCUCUCUAUUCUUCGUCCUGGUGAUACCGUCCCUACCCGCGUUUUCACUGCUCGUGUUGCUUCUCCCAAUUCAGGGGAUUCCAUGGAUAAUAUCCCUCUUCGUUGCCGCCGUCCUGCUUUUGGCUCGAUGGAUGAGCCUGAGGAAGACGAAGUUAUUUCUUCUCAGCCCACUUUUCCUGCAUCUUCAACCGUUCCUCCUUCUUCGAAUUCUCCACCCAAGCAGUCCUCGACCAAGAAGCUUUCUAAACGACCAUCUUCUACCUCUCUAUCUCACCCCUGGUUUAAUCCCGAUAAAAUCGGCCAACCUCUUGGUUGGGCAUUCAUUAGGUCUUCCCCUUCCGACCGAUAUGAUAAUCCCCCGCGAGACUGUUAUCCUUUCUUCGAGGUCCAGUUCAAGCUUGGGUUACGUUUUCCUUUGAGCCCCGAUAUAAUCCGCAUCUGCGAGUGGUUCUCGCUUUCUUUACACCAACUUCCUCCUAAUGCCAUCCGUUUUAUCACCACCUUCAUCAUUCUCUGCCGCGUCCGUCUGGGUCGAUUCGAUCUAGACUUCUUCCACUAUUGUUACUGCCCCUCUAAAUUAGGCCGGGGUCUUUAUCUGAAAUGUCGCAAUGGUGCGCAUUUCAUCAACGACAUCCCCUCCAACCUUCCCGGGUGGAGUGAUAAAUUCAUUUUUGUUCGACCCGAC